This is a messenger RNA of Perognathus longimembris pacificus (Pacific pocket mouse), 1710 nucleotides long. RefSeq names its product adhesion G protein-coupled receptor A1 (gene Adgra1). The transcript has 6 exons. The coding region runs from base 1 to 1710 and encodes 569 amino acids. Lineage: Eukaryota; Metazoa; Chordata; Mammalia; Rodentia; Heteromyidae. Gene Ontology annotation, cellular component: plasma membrane; glutamatergic synapse; postsynaptic density. The record is from RefSeq and is a predicted model, not a curated record. Gene Ontology annotation, biological process: G protein-coupled receptor signaling pathway; cell surface receptor signaling pathway. Gene Ontology annotation, molecular function: G protein-coupled receptor activity.
AUGUCCAAAUGGGAUUUAAAGACUGUCCUCUCCCUGCCCCAGUACCCAGGGGAGUUCCUGCACCCCGUGGUGUAUGCCUGCACUGCGGUCAUGCUACUGUGCCUCCUCGCCUCCAUCAUCACCUACAUCGUGCACCAGAGCACCAUCCGCAUCAGCCGGAAAGGCAGGCACGCGCUGCUGAACUUCUGCUUCCACACUGCCGUGACCUUUGCCGUGUUUGCGGGCGGCAUCAACCGCACCAAAUACCCCAUCCUGUGCCAGGCGGUGGGCAUUGCGCUGCACUAUUCCACACUAUCCACCAUGCUGUGGAUCGGAGUCACCGCCAGGAACAUCUACAAGCAAGUGACCAAGAAGGCCCCUCUGUGCCCUGGUACAGACCAGCCACCGUACCCCAAGCAGCCCCUGCUCAGGUUCUACCUCAUCAGCGGAGGGGUUCCCUUCAUCAUCUGCGGGGUCACUGCCGCCACAAACAUCAGCAAUUAUGGGAGGGAGGACGAGGAUGCUGCGUACUGCUGGAUGGCCUGGGAGCCCAGCUUGGGGGCGUUCUACGGGCCGGCGGCCUUCAUCACGCUGGUCACCUGCGUGUACUUCCUCGGCACCUACAUCCAGCUGCGGCGCUACCCUGAGCGCCGGUAUGAACUGCGAGAACGCACGGAGGAGCAGCAGCGGCUGGCCCUGCCCGAGGGGGGCCACUGCCACGGGGCCCGGCCCGGCACCCCCCCUGCCUGCGAGGCCCUGGCCGCCUCGCAGCUGCAGAACGAGCACUCCUUCAAGGCCCAGCUGAGGGCCACGGCCUGCACGCUGUUCCUGUUCACGGCCACGUGGACCUUUGGGGCCUUGGCCGUGUCCCAAGGCCACCUUCUGGACAUGGUCUUCAGCUGUCUGUAUGGAGCCUUCUGCGUGACGCUGGGGCUCUUUGUGCUCAUCCACCACUGUGCCAAGCGGGAGGACGUGUGGCAGUGCUGGUGGUCCUGCUGCCCCUCCCAGGGGGACACUGCCACCUCCAAGCCCGGCGCCCAUCCCGCACUCAGCGCCAAUGGGGAUGCGCUGGGGCACUCCACCUGUCUGCAGGACUCGCCCUGCGCCACCAGGGGGUUCGGCCACCCGCCUGUCGGCCACUGUAAGAUGACCAACCUGCAGGCUGCUCAGGGCCAUGUCAGCUGCCUGUCGCCAGCCACCCCCUGCUGUGCCAAGAUGCACUGUGAGCAGCUGAUGGAGGAGGAGGCCCACGUGCACAUGGCUGAGGACGACGGCUUCCCGCACGACCCUCACCUACACAGAUGUCUCGAGAGCAGAACUAACCUUCACUACUUCAGCCCGCACCAGGCUGCAGCUCACCAGGGCUACGCCUACCACAUCCCCUCCAGCCUGGACGGCAGUGCCCACAGCUCACACACAGACAGCCCCCCCAGCUCGCUCGAGGGCCCCAUGGGGAUGCACGCCCUGGCCUGCUGUGCCCAGGCCAGCCCGUUCCCCAUGGCAGGCCAGCCUGAGGACAGUGAUGCCAGCCCCGGGCUCUACGGCUGCCCCCCGCGGCUGCCUCCGGGCCCAGCCCACUUGGAGAUGCUCCGCAGGACGCCGUCCCUGCCCUUCAGCGGCCCGGGCCCGGAUGGGCUUCUCCAGGGCGGUGUCCCGGAAGGCCUGCCGUUUGGCACCGAUUGCACUGGAAACAUCCGAACAGGACCCUGGAAAAAUGAGACUACAGUAUAG